AUAAAAUAAAAAUAUUUUAUAUACCGAUAUAAAAAAAAUAUAUAAAAAUAAUAAAAUUAAUGAUUAUUAAAUAAAUGUAUUAAAUAAUAAAAAAUAAAAAAAUGACAUAUUAAAUAAAUAUAAAAAUAAUUAUUUUGUAUAAAAAAAUUAAGAUCUUUUUUAUAAAAAAAAUUAUAUUUAAAUUUUUCUUCAUUCUUAAUCUUUUUCAAUUUAUUAAGUAAUAAAUUAAACACUAACAUCAAUAGUCAUAGUUUUUUAAGAUGAAUUUAAUUCUGUCCUAUUUUCAUUUCGACUACUACGAGAACCACCAUAAAAUUAUAUAGGACUAUCAUCAGAGUCUUUAGGGUUAUUUAUCUUUUCAUAAAUAUCAUAAACUUUUUUUACACCAAUAACUUUUUAUUUUAGAUUUUCUAAAAGUAAAUUUACUUUUUUUUGGCAUCAUUAACUGCUUCGCUUAGUAGUUUUUCUCUAGCAGAUUCUAUUUAUUUAUCAUCAGGAGAAAAUCUAACAAAAUCAACGGCAUUAAAUUCAUUUUUAAUAGCAUCAUCAAUCACUUUUCCAGCUUUUUAUGAAUUAGAAGAUUUUAUUAAAAUCGAAUUUUUAACUUUAUAUCCUUCAAAAACUCUUUCAUUUUAUUAAGUUUAUUCAUUGAUUUAAUCAAUAUAACUAGAAGAAUCAAUAGUAAAGCCACUAGAAGAAACACUUAAUUCUUCAUCUUUUUUAUAAAUAUCUAAUACUUUUUUGACAACUUCAUUAUUUUUUUAAAGAGCAGUUUUAACAUCUUUAUCCAUAUUUUAGUAAGAAACUUAUAUUUCAAAUUAAGUAUCAUUUAAAGAUGUAGAUGCAGUUCCUUAUACUCUUGAUGGAUCAGAUAGAUUACUUAAGUAUAAUUAACAUUCGCAUUAUUAAUCAGUUUAAUUACAUUAUUAUGAUUAUUAUAU
This is a messenger RNA of Ichthyophthirius multifiliis, 941 nucleotides long. RefSeq lists its product as hypothetical. The transcript has a single exon. The annotation marks the transcript as partial. NCBI's taxonomy places the organism in Eukaryota, Ciliophora, Oligohymenophorea, Hymenostomatida. The record is from RefSeq and is a predicted model, not a curated record.